UACCAGUCCCGCUGGAGGAUUUCAGACGGCGGAGCCACGAGUGUCUUCAUCGUGAAAAUACUCGGUGAAAUAGCGGAAUAUCUCGGUUCUGAACAGCAGCCGGGGGUCGUGUGUGCUCCCCGCUCCGUUAUGGGUCCCGGUGUUCCCGCUGCUGGAGCUUUUUAUCGUUGAAAAAGUCAAGAAAAGGUCCAGAUGUGGCCGCCACCUCUGCUCAGACUCCUGUUCAUGAACGGCGAGGACUCUUGGAUUGGUCGACGGCGGCUCGGCCUGGAGGGAUGACAGACAUGGAGGCCGGAGAGACUCGUUCACUCAGACGACACUCUGCACCAUAGAGGCCCUCAGGACUACAGACAAGCCAUUUUUGUAGUUUUUGUUUUGUUUUUUUUUUUUACUGUUUUUGUGUCAGUUAUCGCCAAGCCAUAGCCGCCAGGAUGAGCUCAGAGGGCUUCCAGUACCGAGCGCUGUACGAUUAUAAGAAGGAGCGCGAGGAGGACAUCGACCUGCACGUGGGCGACAUGCUGCUGGUCAGUAAAGGAGCUCUGCUGGCGCUGGGCUGCAGCUCCGGAGCCGAAGAGCGACCAUCAGAGAUCGGAUGGCUGCCAGGCUUCAACGAGACCACACAGGAGAAAGGUGACUUCCCCGGGACGUACGUGGAGUUCGUGGGCAGGAAGAGGAUGUCUCCGCCCACGCCAAAGCCCCGCCCAGCCAGGCCGCCAUCGGCAGCGUCGGCAAGGACGGACUCGGAGUCGGAGGGCUUCCUGCUGCCGGACCUCCCGGAUCAGUUUGGACCUCCGGACUCGGCGCCGCCCCUCCUGAGCAGACUGAUGGAGGCCGUGGAGUCCAAAGGUCUGGACAGUCCUGGUCUGUAUCGCAGCGUGACCGGAGGAGGUCCAGACUCUCGGCAGCUCUCGGACUCGGACCUGGAGCAGCUGGAGGUGCCGUCCCUGUGUGACGGGGUGAUCCGGUUCCUGCAGGACCUCCCCGGCCCGGUGCUGCCGUCCUCUCUGCAGACCGACAUGAUCCACGCCGUCCAGGAGGUCCGAGACCCGGAGGACUGCGCCCAGGUGCUGAGGGGCGUGGCCAGCUCGCCCACAUGCCCCGCCCAGUACGGCCUGACGCUGCUCAGCGUGGUCCGACACCUGGCCCGGGUCUGUCUGCACGGAACCAGGAACCAGCUGAGCCCCCGGAGCCUGGCCGAGAGCUUCAGCCCCCUGCUGUUCAGACACACUGCAGGGUCUGAGUCCGGUCUGGAUCCUCUGGUUCAGGUUCUGGAGGUUCUGAUCACCAGCGAGCUCAACAUGAACCAGGCUGCACCAGCUUUACCUCCUAAACCCGUGAAGUCUUCGGCUCCGGCGGCCUCCAGCAGCUUCAACAACAGCAUGGCGCUGCAGGACGCCGAGUGGUACUGGGGAGACAUUUCAAGAGAGGAGGUGAACGAGAAGCUGAGGGACACUGCCGACGGUACGUUUCUGGUCAGAGACGCCUCCACCAAGAUGCACGGAGAUUACACUCUGACUCUGAGGAAAGGAGGCAACAACAAGCUGAUCAAGAUCUUCCACCGCGAGGGGAAGUACGGCUUCUCCGACCCGCUGACCUUCAGCUCAGUAGUGGAGCUCAUCAACCAUUACCGCCACGAGUCUCUGGCCCAGUACAACCCCAAGCUGGACGUCAAGCUGCUGUACCCGGUGUCCAAACACCAGCAGGACCAGGUGGUGAAGGAGGACAGCAUCGAGGCUGUGGGCAAGAAGCUGCACGAGUACCACCUGCAGUACCAGGAGAAGAACCGGGAGUAUGACCGGCUGUACGAGGAAUACACCAGGACGUCUCAGGAGAUCCAGAUGAAGAGGACGGCCAUCGAGGCGUUCAACGAGACCAUAAAGAUCUUCGAGGAGCAGUGCCAGACCCAGGAGCGCUUCAGCAAAGAGUACAUCGAGAAGUUCCGCCGCGAGGGCAACGACAAGGAGAUCCAGAGGAUCAUGGAGAACUACGACAAGCUGAAGUCUCGGAUCAGCGAGAUCGUGGACAGUAAGCGCCACCUGGAGGUGGAUCUGAAGAAGCAGGCGGCCGACUACAGGGAGAUCGACAAGAAGAUGAACAGCAUCAAACCAGACCUGAUCCAGCUGAGAAAGACUCGGGACCAGUACCUGAUGUGGCUGACACAGAAAGGAGUCCGACAGAGGAAGCUAAACGAGUGGCUGGGGCUGAAGAACGAAACCACCGAGGACGAGUACAGCAUGGUGGAGGAUGAGGAGGACCUUCCUCACCACGACGAGCGUUUGUGGCGUCUGGGAAACAUCAACCGGAGCCAGGCCGAGUCUCUGCUGAGAGGGAAGAGGGACGGAACCUUCCUGGUCCGAGACAGCAGCAAGCCGGGCUGCUAUGCCUGCUCCGUGGUGGUGGACGGGGAGGUGAAGCACUGCGUCAUCAACAAGACCAGCACCGGCUUCGGUUUCGCCGAGCCCUACAACCUGUACGGCUCCCUGAAGGAGCUGGUGCUGCACUACCAGCACACCUCGCUGGUGCAGCACAACGACUCGCUCAACGUCACGCUGGCCUUCCCCGUCUACAGCCAGCAGAGACGGUGACCAUGACGACCGCGACGACCAGCGACACGCCUUCACCGCCGACCCGACCACGUUUCCCCGGACGGUAAGCCGGAAGUCACGGCUGCAGUCAGUUAAACUGUGGAACAGUCCUGGAGCUUCAGCGCUAAAAUAUUUAACUGUGAACACAUGAAGCUUGAACUCUGACGAGCAGCUCCACGUGAAAUUAAAAAGACUUUACAGAAAAACUAAAUAUCAUCGGGACUGUCUGCGCUGAAGAUCAAAGACAAGGUUUUCACGCUUGGUUCGGCAUCACAUGGGAACCUUUUAGUUUAUCUGGCAGAUGUUGAAGAUUUUCCUCUGUUUACUUUCUAAAUGACCAUCUGAAAACCAGAUACAGCAUCUGGAUGAUCAGUCAGUGGUAAAGUCCAGUUUAAAGAGUCACAAAACAACCACAAAGAGAUGCAAAACAACAACAGAGAGACCCAAAAUAACUACAGAGAGACACAAAACAACCACAGAGACAAAACGAGUACAAAGAGACACAGAAUGACAACAAAGAGAUGCUAAAGCAACAAAACUCAUCUCUUGCAAUUGAAACGUCUUUGUCUGGCCAAAAAAAAAAAACCUGUCCCCAUAACUUCUGUGAUGUUUAGUGACCCAAAGAAAACUGAACAUGACAAGAAAUUACGUAUAGAACUAGACGUCUGACGUCUUCAUCCGCCUGAAGUCUUUCACUGCUUCAAGCUAAAGGACAAAAUACAAGUUGAGGAGCAUUCUCCUUUUCCAGAGCUCAUCAGUUUGAGACAAAAGUCACUUUCUGAGGCCCAAAUCAUGUAACGUCGAGUAACGUCCAGUCUAGUUAAUUACUCUCACAAAUUAAUAGGUUAUAGAUUGAUAGUUAAUAAUUAUCAAUCCCACCCAUGUGAUUCUGACCUGAGUCUGUGGAGAAACCUGAACCUUCAUCACCUUUUUGGCUGCGUCUGAAACUGAACCGUUAACGGACUCUUCCUUUAAUCGGAACUACAAACCAGAACUACAAACAUGGCCGACGGUGAUGAGGAUGUCGGAGGAAGAGUGUGGGCAGAAAACACUUGAAACUGAAUUUCUGUUUGAAUGCGAUUUGCUCCAAUUCAAUAAUAGAGUUUAAAGGAAUUUCAUUUGAAAUGCGAAAUUUGAAAAUUAAAUGUAUUUGAUUGAAACUGAAAUCUGUUGCUCAGAAACUCAAAGUUCAGCUCUGUGUAUGUCCAUAUAGAGGUCUCGGAAUCCUAAAGUCAGUUUACACAGGAAGAAAUGAGGUACAACAAACUGAAUUAACUAAAUUUGAAUUGUUGAAAUACUUGAGCUUGAGUAGCAGAAACUGGAGUUGAAUAUUGAACGCCUCUGACGAAGGUGGACUGCGUUGGAUUUACAGUGGCGCUCAAACGUUUCAAAGUAAAGCUUCGAGUUAGAAAAUAUCUAAUUAUGGAAGUCAAAUUGAUUUUUUUUACACAUUUAUUGCAAUGGUUACAUUAUACUGGAAUAUAAGAAACCAUUCCAAUAUUGUUCCAAAAAACAGUCUAAUACAAGUCCAACAGCAGUCCAAAAACAGCAUAAAACCACUCCAAGAACUAGUCUACAACCAGUCCAAAAACCAGAAUAAAACCAGUCUACAACCAAUCUAAUAACCAGAAUAAAGCCAUUCUACAAGCAGUUCAAGAACUAGUCUAAAACCACUAGAAACCAUUCCAAUAUCAAUCCAAAAGCCAGUCUAAUACAAGUCCAACAGCAGUCCAAAAACAGCCUGAAACCAUUCCAAAAACUGUUUAUAGUCUACAACCAGUCCAAAACCACUCCAAAAACCAAUCUACAAGCAGUUCAAGGUCUAAUCUAAAACGAUUAGAAACAAUUCCAAUAUAAGUCCAAAAACUAGAAUAAAACCCAUCUAGAAACAGUUCAAAAAUCCCUCCAAAACCUGUUCAUACACCAGUCCCAAAACCAAAACAAAUCAGUUCAAGUCUUAAAAGCAACAAAAUGCAACAUAAAACCAGUCUACAACCAGUUCUAAACCCCCUCCAAUGACCAACCCCAAACCAGUUCAAAAAAGUCCAAAAUCUAUCCUAAAACCACUAGAAACCACCUCAAUACCAGUCCAAAAACCAGUCAAAUACAAGUCCAAAGGCAGUCUAACACCUGAAUGAAACCUAAUAUACGUACGCAUUUAUGAUUCAAAUUGAGCAAAUUCAAAUCUAAAUGAUGGAAGUUCAGUUUCAAGCGGCCCAGAAGAAGCAUUUUUCUGGAAACACUGUGAGUGAACGAAGUUUGAAACGAGGCUGAUCGAAGCUUCUUCGUCUCCAAAGACUCAACUUUCUGUUCGCUUCCCAUCAGGUUUGUUUCGUUGCUGGAUUUUCAAGAAUUUUUUGAGCGGACGGACGGACGGACGGAUGAAUGGACGGCUUCUUGUAUUGCUCAACUUCCCCAAACGUGAAGAUCCUCAGAUUUCCUCGUGCUGAACAGAAAAUAAACUGAAACAAUAAAAUCAGCAUCUUUGGAGCCGGACUUGUGGACGUUAAAGUCUUCACGUAUUAUUUCUUCUUCAUCUUCUUGUUUUUGUGACCUGGUACAGGAAGUGAAACUGUGCAUCCGUCGUCAUGGAAACCACCCAGCAGCAUCGGACGUCGUUCGUUUUUUCAGGCUUCCGUUUUUCUGACUUUCUGUGAAAAAACUCGCUUGAAAUUGAAACCAAAGUAGCGAAACAAGGAACAAACGCUGGACGACGAGUCUGGAGCUCCGACGAAUCGAACGUAAGGUUUUAUUUCGACGUUCCGCUGCGUCUUCGUUCUGUUCUGAAACGGAAAGACGAACGUUUUGUUUACCUCCUCAGACUUUUAUUCAUCAUCGUCAGUCCAGUGUUUUCACAUUGGAGGUCUGUGUGCUGACUGUUGGAGCCAGAAAUGAAACAGUUUCAUCGCUUUCUCAACGGUUUAUAGAUUCCUUCCCACCAGAAUGAACUCUGCAGCUGCACUCGUCGAUCAAUGUCCUUAUUGAUUUCUAGAUGUUCCGAUCAGAAAAUGGUGUUCUGAUAUCGAACGACACAAGAGCUUUAGAGGAAACUGACGAAUGUUUGCUUUAAAAAGUCUCCUUAAGGACCAAGGUGAUUAUCGGCAUUUUUACUUCAAUAUUUGACCAAUUAUCACUGUUAUUAUUGAUUAGUUUUCUAAUCAAUCAGUCGACUAAUCAGUUUAAUAAACACACGAAUCAAAUAAUUAAUCUUAACAUUAGACCACUCGUCCAAAAACUUCCAGUUAUUGUCUCAUAGUCUGAAGUUACUGGAUGUGGAAUAAUAAUAAUAAUUUAUUUCUGUUAAUUACACUUACGGAAAACUUUCAGGUUUUUUGAAUUCAAGACCAAGAGGUGAGAAUUUCUCACCUCAUUUCAGGGACUAUUUUCACACCUUUUCUCAUUUUUAAUUGAUUAUUGGACGUUUGAAUUCAGACAUUCUUCAGGUGAAUAAGUCAAACCAGCUGCGGAGGAAUUUUAUUUUGACACCAACAGAACAAAGAAAUCUAGUAUUACCUACUAAUGAACCUCAGUGGGCGCGAAGCGGAGCCCUGAGGAACGCCACGGUUAAUAGAGCCGCUUCGUUUUCAGGUUUAAUUGAUGAUCAGUGCAGAAAUAAAGAUGAUUAAACCGAGGUCGCGUCAUUCCAGCUUUAAAGUCAUUCCACAUUAAUUAAAAACAUUUAUUGUUUUUUUAUUAAUAAACUGAGCUCCUGUUAUUAAUUUAUUUUCUGAUUCGUUUCUGGACUCAAAGUAAAAGAAGAACAUUCUGACUGAAGGUUUCAUUUUUGGCAGUUUUUCUUUUUAUGUCAUUUACAAGAUUUAGUGUUUUUGCUUCAGUCGUGCUGCAUAAAUAUCUGACUCCUCAUUAUUUCAGCAUUUCCUGACAGUAUUCUGAGCUGAAAACGAUAAAAACACUGACGGUGUUUUUUAUUCUUUGUGUCGGUGGGUUUUGUUGCGCUCCUUCUCGGUUCCUUUCAGAACCACGUUUCUGUGUUUUUUUUUGUUUUUCUCAGUGUAAUUGAAAAUCUGUGUGAAUUCCGUGAACACUGUAUUUUCUGUAUCAGAAACCUGUUUUUUUUAAUUAUUAUUAUUUUAUUUCUCCUCUCUUUUCUUCUCUUUGCUCAUGCUGUUGAUGUCGGAAUCCCAGACAAUAAAGCACCAGAACCUUGAA
This is a messenger RNA of Amphiprion ocellaris (clown anemonefish), 6755 nucleotides long. RefSeq names its product phosphatidylinositol 3-kinase regulatory subunit alpha-like. The record is from RefSeq and is a predicted model, not a curated record. Gene Ontology annotation, biological process: insulin receptor signaling pathway; phosphatidylinositol phosphate biosynthetic process. Gene Ontology annotation, cellular component: phosphatidylinositol 3-kinase complex. The coding region runs from base 432 to 2585 and encodes 717 amino acids. Gene Ontology annotation, molecular function: protein binding; 1-phosphatidylinositol-3-kinase regulator activity. Lineage: Eukaryota; Metazoa; Chordata; Actinopteri; Pomacentridae. The transcript is spliced from 16 exons.